Molecule: messenger RNA, 2125 nt
Organism: Pogona vitticeps (central bearded dragon)
Lineage: Eukaryota; Metazoa; Chordata; Lepidosauria; Squamata; Agamidae
Gene: VKORC1L1
Product: vitamin K epoxide reductase complex subunit 1L1
Biological process (GO): vitamin K metabolic process; peptidyl-glutamic acid carboxylation
Molecular function (GO): vitamin-K-epoxide reductase (warfarin-sensitive) activity
Source: RefSeq, a predicted model, not a curated record
CAGUGCGUACGUGAGUUGCGCGGCCUGCGCGCGCGCAGGAGCGACGGGAGUCUCCUGCCGGGUCCGCCGAGGCGAGGGCUGGGCUAAGAUGGCGGCGCCCGUCCUGCUGCGAGUCUCGGUGCCGCGCUGGGAGCGGGCGGCCCGUUACGCCGUGUGCCUGGCCGGCAUCGCCCUCUCGCUCUACGCCUGUCACCUGGAGCGCGAGAAGGGCCGCGACCUCCAUUACCGGGCCCUCUGCGACCUCAGCGAGCGCGUCCGCUGUUCCGCCGCCAUCGCCUCCAGAUGGGGUCGAGGUUUUGGCCUGCUUGGCUCUAUUUUUGGAAAAGACAGUACAAUAAACCAACCGAACAGCGUCUUCGGCCUUGUGUUUUAUAUACUACAGAUGUUACUUGGUAUGACAGCGAGUGCAGUGGCGGCGCUAGUCCUCAUGAUGUCCUCCAUUGCAUCCGUAAUAGGAUCCUUAUACCUGGCCUACAUCCUGUAUUUCGUGCUGAAGGAAUUCUGCCUUGUCUGCAUCCUAAUGUACUUGCUGAACUUCAUUCUCUUUAUCAUCAACUACAAACGACUAGUUUACUUGAACGAAGCCUGGAAACGGCAGCUUCCCCCGAAACAGGAUUAACUCCCCCAUGAACUAUUUUUUCAUUGACAGUCUUUGAAGACCUGGCUUCCGUUUUAAGAUUUAUUUCACAGCCAAAAGCAAGCAAACAAGAAUGAUUAUUGUUGUUAUUAUUAUUAUUAGUUUUUUAAAAAUUCUUCAUAUCAGAUGCUUUCCCCAAGAAAACCAUAACUUGAUGUCACCAUUGCAGUGAAUCAAAAGGAAGGGGCCCUUAGGUAAAGUUUCUGAUGAUAAGCUCCGUCUCUUGAGGAAGCGCCCGAGGAAGUCCCGGAGCCAGGAAAGACAAGCUUUAACUCUACUUAGAAGGAGUUCUGAGUGGUAAACUUUACUCCUUCUCAUUUUCUGCACCCGCUGCCCCGUUUGAAGUAUGAUAACACUUGCUUAGUACAUCUCCAGUCUGUCUGUAAAUCCAGUUUGGGAAGCUGACUGGGAGAUAAUGGUUAAUUUGUUCCAAACUUUAUAGGUACCAUAUGGAAUGGCUGCCAUGUUAUACACGAUUCGCAUUUGUAGCUGAGGGGAUAUGACCCACAGUAGAUGCGACAAGAACACUUAGUCCCCCCAACCUUGUAUAUAACACUCAGAAGAGUGGUGUGCAUCCUUGAGAAAUGGGAAGCUCGUCACCAUUCGGCCAGGUUCGUUUGGGAGUGUUAGUGACCUGAAGAACUGUUUUGUCUUCUCAAUGGGAGAUUUUAUGUUUCGUCUAAAGCUGGUGGAGGGGUGGGAGGGAGGAUGAAAUGGCCCCUCGCUCUACAGCUAAAGAUUUCUUCUCUUGUAAAAAACGUAUCUAAAUGAAAUGGAGUUUGAUGCGUCGAGGUGCGUGCAUUGCGAAAGAACAGUUUCUGUGCAGUACCAACAAGUAGUCAGCGGAGCUCUUUGACAGAGGUCCAAGAUCUUCCUUGAGGACACAAAUCCGAGUGUUUGGCGUGGGGGGAAACCGGGGAGGGGUGCGUGGCUGCAGCAUGUUGGAGUGGAAGGGCCUCCCUUGGAAUCUAGACCAUGUGCUGAGUGGCAGAAUGGGCCCUGUGCUUGGAACCCCUGUUGGAACAGUCAAUGCUAGUAUUACAGGAGAGCUCUUAUAUGUUUCAGGCUGCUGUGUAGAAUUACAGCUUCAACACUGGAUCUUUGUGACUUAACUGGCAGGCUGAUGCACUGGAGAAGCAGAGCUCGGAGGCCGCAGAGCUGUGGUCUUUGAAAUGAAGGGAGCCAAGGGCUUCCCCAAAAGGGCAUCUCACUGCUCUCUGGGCAGGUCCCCUUCAUGCCAAGAGACACUUCCGCAAGAAGACGUUGUCACGGAUUGUGCCCGUACAGGCCGAGGAGUUCAGAGCUGCGGUUUACCAAGCGGAGGCUGCCCGGUGGGCUCGCCCAGUCAGGCAGGGCAAAGCGUGGAUCGUAUGAAAAGAGGGGAAGGAAACGGAUGCCGUGGGCUGGGAGUGGAUGAGAGGCUGGGAUUCUGUUUUGGAAUGGGACGCCGCAGCCAAAGGCAGAUCACUGUGGUUUUGCCCCCCUCCC